AUGUUUUUCUUCACCCUGGAGAAGCGGAAGGACGACCGAUGCAAGAGCUUCACUUUCGAUGUAAACGAGAAUUCAUGCGUCCUGUACAGCAAGGUGGGCGGCUACAGCGAGUUCACCCGCCUGCCGUCCGAGCCGGUCUACCCAGGAGUACUUCUUCAUGCCGAACAGCUCGACGACAGGUGGACGACGUCAAACCGGCUGAACUUCAUCUACACUGAAAGUGGCAAUAUCCCCGGCGGCGGUGACCCUGUUUCCCAUCUCUGGGCCGGGGACGCCAUCAGAGACUCCAGACCUGGUGACUACCAUGUGGUCGUGGUCAGCGCUAUCGGGCCGGCCGAUGGGGUGGAGUUCGCCGUGAGCCGCUCCCAGAGCGUGGUCAUGUCGCUCGGAAUGCCAGUGGCCUACGAGACCACGGACGGCUCGUUCUCGUUCUCCGGCGGCGGGACGGUGAUGUACCCGUACCUCACCAACACCAACGGCAUACUCUACCACAUGAACAGCAUCGUGACCUCCCAGGCCGGCGGUCUGAUUCGGAGCCGGACAACCACAGAUCCCCGCUGGUCGCAGGACGUGCAGCGCCCGGGCAGCGUGCGCCUGCUGCUCCGGGAGGGCGACUGAGGCGGGGCGGCCAGCGCUGGCGGGAUGCCAGCUACUGGGCGACAUAACGUGCAUUGCACCGCGGACGGGCCGGCAGCGGAAGUCGUAGUCUCGGCAGGCUGCUCGCCGGGCUUUGAUUCAGCAGAAGCCGCGCUAAUUAUGCCACGGCAACUAUGCUAUCUAUUCAGCAAGCACGAUGUACAGCGGAUGUUGGCUAUGAGGCAAUGGUGAUUCCGCACGUAGUGAAAUAAAACGAGGCAAUGCCACAUACACUAUUGCCAUGUCUGCAAAAUGUGCAUGUUGCGAACACACGAUUGAUACGCUUGUUUAUGAUGGUAGCUUUCAUUGCUUUGCCCAGAGAAAUGGAGUACCACAAAGACCUGGUCCUCAGACAAAACGCGUGGCCUUGCUGUGAUGUGAUGUGAUGUGAUGA
This is a messenger RNA of Pollicipes pollicipes, 1030 nucleotides long. RefSeq lists its product as uncharacterized. The transcript is spliced from 5 exons. Lineage: Eukaryota; Metazoa; Arthropoda; Thecostraca; Pollicipedomorpha; Pollicipedidae. The coding region runs from base 1 to 618 and encodes 205 amino acids. The record is from RefSeq and is a predicted model, not a curated record.